Molecule: messenger RNA, 2780 nt
Organism: Drosophila bipectinata
Lineage: Eukaryota; Metazoa; Arthropoda; Insecta; Diptera; Drosophilidae
Gene: magu
Product: SPARC related modular calcium binding-like protein magu
Biological process (GO): cell-matrix adhesion
Cellular component (GO): basement membrane
Molecular function (GO): calcium ion binding; protein binding
Source: RefSeq, a predicted model, not a curated record
UUUUGGUCUCUCGGCCAGUUUUGGGCCACUCCAAGCCAAAUCCCGUGUGGGCCACUCGAGCAGUCGAGUUCGGACUCGGCGUCGAUCGGUUUAGUUUUCUUGCUUGGCCAUAUACGUUUUUUUUUGUGUAUUUUUUCGGGGCGCUUUUCCAAUCCAAUCCAAACCAAUCGCAUCGAAUCGGAAACUGCGGCAAAAAAUCGCACACAGCCAGAGGCAUUAUAUAAACACGAUAUCUGGUCUACGAAACACCUUAAUGCAGACGCAACCUACCUAUACCGGCUAUAAAUAGACCACGGGAAUCGGUAAAUAAAUAAAUCGAAAAGCGGCAAAGUAAAUCGAAAAGUUCUGGGAAUAAAAUUAAAUUGCGACUUUGCGAAAAAGUGUGUGUGUGUUUGCUGGCCAAAUAUACAAUCGGCAUGUAUAAUUGAAAAAUUUGUCUAUAAUGCGAAAGGCGCAAUUGCGGCUUUUGCUAUAAAACUAAACAAAAAAAAAAUAAUAAACAAUAACUUGAUUAUAAACGAAAAGAACAGUUAAUAAAGGGAGAAAGGUGAAAAGAAAAGUGAAAUGUCGUCGAAAUGCAUUUUAUUUCUCACCUGGCUGUGGGUUAUAUUUGGGGCAGGAACAACGGAAGAUCAAGCGAUCAAGCUGCCCGCCUGCGUCGCCAAAGUGGGCGAGUGCGAUGAUAACGAGGGUGUCGUCUGCGGCACCGACGGCCAGACCUAUCCCACCCGGUGCCACCUGCUGCGGGCCCAGUGCUGGGGUCAAGAGGUCAGCGUCAAGUAUCUAGGAUCCUGUAAAGGUUGCCUGGAGGCCUUGAAGUAUGCUCGCCGGCAGAAGCUCCGCAACCCAAACUCCUUUGUCCCCAGGUGCCGGAAGGAUGGCAACUAUGCUGCCGUACAGUGCAUGGGCAAGAACAACUGCUGGUGUGCCGACAGCAUGGGCAGACCCAUCAAGGAUGACCAAUCCACUCGCAACCGUCGGGGCAAGCCGCGUUGCCGGCUGAACAGCAAGUGGCGUCGUCUGGCCCUGCACCAGAUGGGCUUCAAGUCGGACACCGCCGCAGCCGCCUCCAAGGGCAGCACGGAGGUGGGAACCGGCGGGGCUCAGCGGACAUGCAACAAAACGGAUCGUGCCACUUUCAACAGAAACUUGAUGCGGAUUUUUCGCAAGGAGGCAGUGAACUCGGGUCGUCCGCAAUCCAUGCCAGAUGCCGCUGUCCUGGACUGGAAGUUCUCGAAGCUGGACUCGAAUGGUAACCAACAACUGGACCGCCAGGAACUUCGUGAUCUGAAAAAGAUUAUCAAGAGAUCUGUCAAGCCACGAAGAUGUGGACGAGCCUUUGGGAAAUACUGUGAUAUCUUCAAGGACGAUAACCUAUCCCGACUGGAGUGGAGCACUUGUCUGGCCAACGAUUCAAUCAAUCGUAGUGCCAUCAUGAACAUGCUGGCGAGCAGUCCGCUUCCACAAUCCACCCACUACCGCAUUCAUGGCAACCAUCGGGAUCAUACAAACACCAAUGUCAUCAGCAAUCCGCCCACAUACUCCGAGGAUGUGAGUGGUAGCGAAGAGCGCGAGGAUAACUACGAGGACUCUGGCUAUGUGGGCGAGGGCGAGGACGAGGAUACCGAUACAGCAUUUCGAUUACCAAACUCAAGCACUCUCAUGCCGUCAUUAUAUAUGCUUAAUUCCAAGACGGAAACCACCAGUCAGGAUACGGAAAGUGAGCCCAAUUGCUGGAUGGAUAAGGACGUGGCUUUGGAAGAACAAGCUCGAGGUGGCAAGAGCCGUUUCUAUGUCCCGGAGUGCAUGCCGGAUGGACGCUAUCAACGCAUCCAGUGCUACAGUUCCACGCCCUACUGCUGGUGCGUCAACGAGGACACUGGAAAGAGUAUUUCCGGCACAUUGGUGAAGAACACCCGACCGCAGUGCGAAGAGGAGGUGGUAGUGCGACCCAUGAAGGGAUGCACUGAACCGCGAAAGACGCAGUUCCUCAAGGAUCUAAAGGCCUUCCUUAAAACAAGAAUGUUGCCCAGCGGUACCACCUUCUCCAAUGCCUCGACAUGGAAAUCGGAGGAUGAGCAGAUAGCCACUCUUAGCUUCGUCUAUCUGGACCAGAACAAGAACAAACUCUGGGAGCGUCGCGAGUGGAAAGUCUUUCGAGAUUUGGUCACUAGUGCCAGCCACCUGCGCAGGUGUGGCAAGAAGAUGCCCCGCUACUGCGACGCAAAUGGGGACAAAAAGAUCUCACUGGCCGAGUGGCUCAACUGUCUGGAAUCGUCUCCGCGGUUGGAAAAGGCCACCACCGCCAAGCCGGCACAGUCAAAUGAGACGGUGGCCAGCUCGAAACUCACAGGAUUAAAUCCGGUGGAGCAUUAUCUGAAAGAUUAGUUUAUGGAGGACGGGAGGAGACCGUUUCCCCGAUAUGUGCUGCUGCUAUUUGCUACUCAUUAGAUGUCGUUGUGCCAUGACACACACAAAACAUACACACACUACACCCCCAACCACACACAUUAGGGUGGAUCGAUUUUCUUUUAAAAUAAUUUAAAAAUGAAUUAAAAAAUGAGUUAAAUAAGGGAUUUCCUUAAAGAAAAUAUAGUUUCUUUUAUAAAAUUGUGAUUGUAACCAACUUGAGGAGAUACUAGAAUACUUCUUGAAGGAAAUCAAUCCACCCUGAUCGACACACACACAUUCCUAGCAUAUAGAUUCUACGAUUUACAUGUGUAUGUUACUAAUUAUUAAUUAGUGUUGUAAAUAUUAUCUGACAUAAAUGUUUAAGCUUA